Molecule: messenger RNA, 1365 nt
Organism: Daphnia pulicaria
Lineage: Eukaryota; Metazoa; Arthropoda; Branchiopoda; Diplostraca; Daphniidae
Product: pancreatic lipase-related protein 2-like
Exons: 9
Coding region: 167-1141 (324 amino acids)
Biological process (GO): lipid metabolic process
Molecular function (GO): lipase activity
Source: RefSeq, a predicted model, not a curated record
AUUUGUUUGCUGAAUCCAUCAACACAGAAGUUGGUUUUGUAUUGCUGCGCUGCGACUCGUACGAAACAUUUCUAAACGGAUCGUGCCAUGGAAACGACAGAGAACUUAUGGAGGACACAGUUUCGUUAAAUGCUACGUUUAGUUCAAGGACACAUUUCAAAGGAAAAUGAUUAAGCUCUACUCGUUGAUUUGCUUGACAUUGGUCCUGAUAAUAGACGGUUCCUCCGGAGUGUCCGGACUUGGAAUCGCAGAUGAAUCUGAACCAUUUCUUGAUGAUUACCAAAGAGAAGUUGCCAACGAAACUGAUCUUGUUGUUUACCGGCUCUUUACUAGAAAAAAUCCCAUAGAUUUUCAAGUGUUGAGGCUAAAUGAUGUAGAUUCACUGAUGGCAUCAAAUUACAACCCGAAUCUCCCGACCAAAAUUUAUGCUCCAGGUUGGGAUAACAACGGUUCCAUUGCGUAUCCGACAAGAGAUGAGUAUCUACUACGAGACGACUGUAAUUUUGUAAUCGUCUACUGGUCUGAUCUUCAAGCAGGAAAUACUUUGUUUAUAGUCCGCACCACCCAGAUAGCAGCAAAUCAUACAGGGGCUUUUAUAGAUUUUUUGGUUGAAAACGGAACGCCAUUACGCAACUUUCAUUUGAUGGGUCAUAGUGCAGGGACUCAUCUUGCUGGAGGAGCUGGAGCUACAGUUACUACAGGGAGAGUACCUCGAAUUACAGGUUUGGAUCCAGCGGAAGGUAGAUGGACAUUGAAUGAAACAGAUACCCGAUUGGAUGUCAGUGAUGCAGAAUUUGUCGACAUCGUUCAUACAAACGGAGGAGAUAUUUCAAAUGGAGAAAUUGCUUUCAUUGAACCAGUUGGCCAUGUUGAUUUUUAUGUUAAUGGAGGUCACAAGCAGCCCGGUUGUCAGGAUCCGGAUUACACAUGCUGCCAUCACUGCCGUGCUGUUGAUUUAUUUGCGGAAUCUAUCAACACGGAAGUUGGUUUUGUAUCACUGCGCUGUGACUCGUACGAGUCAUUCCAGAACGGCUCCUGUGAUGGAAACGACAAAGAGCUUAUGGGAGACACAGUUUCUUUAAAUGCUCGAGGUAUUUUCUAUCUGGACACAAACGAACAAGCACCGUGGGCUAUGGGAUGAAAAGACAAAACAACUUAAUUGUCCAUUUAUCCAUUAAUUUUAUUGACUAUUUGUCACUACUGUGUUGAAAUCGUUGCAUUUUUUUUUUAAUAAAGUAGAAUAAUUGUACGAACCCUUUAUCAAUUACCCGAUUUAUCAAUUGUUUUUAAUGUUUUAUCGAUUUUUUGCAGCGAUUACGUAUUGCGACUGAACCGCUGAAUAGCCACUGCUGAAUACGAAGCUGA